GAUUGCAAAAAUGCUUUUUGUAAUUCAACUUAUUCUAAUUUUCGUGGCGUAAGGACGUUAAGCUUGUGGCGAAGGCGAAGCAUCACGAAAGUGUUGCGUUCGCCUACACUCAAAUCCUCGAUUGCCUAUGCGAUGAUUUCUUCAAGCUGCCAUCAACCGGAAUCGAGCAGGACAACAUUGAUCAGAUAAUCGGAAAUUUCUCGCAGUACCCAGCAGGAUUUGAACUUCAUCGUGGUCUGGAGAGAAGACAGCAAAUGCUCAAGAACCAGGUUCAAAUGGAAGAAAAAUUAUUGAAUCGUUGUACGGAGGAAAGCCAUUGAAAAGAGUUGAGGAACACCGACCAGAAGUCAGUCACGCCAUGGGUCAGCCACUUUGUCACUUCAUUCUACAGUAACCUCGCGUGCUUUGCUGUUCUGUAUUCCCUUUCGCUUGUCCCUUGUUUUCUUUUGAACCCUUUCCA
Molecule: messenger RNA, 460 nt
Organism: Caenorhabditis elegans
Lineage: Eukaryota; Metazoa; Nematoda; Chromadorea; Rhabditida; Rhabditidae
Source: the annotation of a RefSeq genome assembly